AUGCGCCCUAGUGUGGCGUCGCCUUUCCACUAUUCCACUCUUCCACUAUUCCACCAUGCUCCCAUGCCACCCGACCCCCUUCCCUACCCUCUUUCCCCCCACUGCCUCUACGCCCCCACGUCCGCAUCCCCCUCUUCCCCUCCCGCGGUGGCAGGUGGCAGUGACAUCAGUUCAUUUCCUUCUUCUUUGCCGCUGUCUCAUGCUUCCUCACCCCGUUCUCUCCAUCUGCGCCCUUUUCCCUCCCUCCCGUGCUGCCCUCAACCGUCUAUCCCUGCAUGGGCGAGCAGGGGGCGGGGCAUAUGGCGGUGUGUGGUGCAUCCCCCCACGCGCAUGCUCAUCACAGGGGGGGCGGACGCCGCCAUCAACCUGCACGCCCUCCCCGCCCUGCCCUCCCCCCUGCCCUCCCCCCUGCCCUCCCCACGCGCUCUCCCAUCCACCGUGGCCCCUGCCCUGUCAUGGCACCCCCCUCUGGACGCGCUGCUGCUGCGCGUCUCACCCACCGCCGCCCUCACAGCCAGCUCCAUCGCCCUCGCCUCUGCUGCUGCCGCCGCUGGUGCUGUCAUAGAGGGGGAGGCAGGGGCGGAGGGAGACACUGGUCGCAAGGAUAGGCAUGUCUUCGCCACGGACCCAGCGGGCAGCGUUGUUUGUGCUAGCAACGCAGCAGAGCGUGCUAGCAACGCAGCAGAGCGUGCUAGCAACGCAGCAGAGCGUGCUAGCAACGCAGCAGAGCGUGCUAGCAACGCAGCAGAGCGUGCUAGCAACGCAGCAGAGCGUGCUAGCAACGCAGCAGAGCGUGCUAGCAACGCAGCAGAGCGUGCUAGCAACGCAGCUGAGCGUGCUAGCAACGCAGCUGAGCGUGCUAGCAACGCAGCUGAGCGUGCUAGCAACGCAGCUGAGCGUGCUAGCAACGCAGCUGAGCGUGCUAGCAACGCAGCAGAGCGUGCUAGCAACGCAGCAGAGCGUGCUAGCAACGCAGCUGAGCGUGCUAGCAACGCAGCUGAGCGUGCUAGCAACGCAGCUGAGCGUGCUAGCAACGCAGCAGAGCGUGCUAGCAACGCAGCAGAGCGUGCUAGCAACGCAGCUGAGCGUGCUAGCAACGCAGGUGAGCGUGCUAGCAACGCAGGUGAGCGUGCUAGCAACGCAGCAGAGCGUGCUAGCAACGCAGCAGAGCGUGCUAGCAACGCAGCAGAGCGUGCUAGCAACGCAGCAGAGCGUGCUAGCAACGCAGCAGAGCGUGCUAGCAACGCAGCUGAGCGUGCUAGCAACGCAGCUGAGCGUGCUAGCAACGCAGCAGAGCGUGCUAGCAACGCAGCAGAGCGUGCUAGCAACGCAGCAGAGCGUGCUAGCAACGCAGCAGAGCGUGCUAGCAACGCAGCAGAGCGUGCUAGCAACGCAGCAGAGCGUGCUAGCAACGCAGCUGAGCGUGCUAGCAACGCAGCUGAGCGUGCUAGCAACGCAGCUGAGCGUGCUAGCAACGCAGCUGAGCGUGCUAGCAACGCAGCUGAGCGUGCUAGCAACGCAGCAGAGCGUGCUAGCAACGCAGCAGAGCGUGCUAGCAACGCAGCAGAGCGUGCUAGCAACGCAGCUGAGCGUGCUAGCAACGCAGCUGAGCGUGCUAGCAACGCAGCAGAGCGUGCUAGCAACGCAGGUGAGCGUGCUAGCAACGCAGGUGAGCGUGCUAGCAACGCAGGUGAGCGUGCUAGCAACGCAGGUGAGCGUGCUAGCAACGCAGCAGAGCGUGCUAGCAACGCAGGUGAGCGUGCUAGCAACGCAGCAGAGCGUGCUAGCAACGCAGCAGAGCGUGCUAGCAACGCAGCAGAGCGUGCUAGCAAUACAGCAGAGCGUGCUAGCAACGCAGCAGAGCGUGCUAGCAACGCAGCAGAGCGUGCUAGCAACGCAGCAGAGCGUGCUAGCAACGCAGCAGAGCGUGCUAGCAACGCAGCAGAGCGUGCUAGCAACGCAGCAGAGCGUGCUAGCAACGCAGCAGAGCGUGCUAGCAACGCAGCAGAGCGUGCUAGCAACGCAGCAGAGCGUGCUAGCAACGCAGCAGAGCGUGCUAGCAACGCAGCAGAGCGUGCUAGCAACGCAGCUGAGCGUGCUAGCAACGCACCUGAGUGUGCUAGCAACGCACCUGAGCGUGCUAGCAACGCAGCAGAGCGUGCUAGCAACGCAGCUGAGCGUGCUAGCAACGCAGCUGAGCGUGCUAGCAACGCAGCAGAGCGUCCUAGCAGCGCAGCAGAGCGUGCUAACAACGCAGCAGAGCGUGCUAGCAACGCAGCAGAGCGUGCUAGCAACGCAGCAGAGCGUGCUAGCAACGCAGCAGAGCGUGCUAGCAACGCAGGUGAGCGUGCUAGCAACGCAGGUGAGCGUGCUAGCAACGCAGGUGAGCGUGCUAGCAACGCAGGUGAGCGUGCUAGCAACGCAGCAGAGCGUGCUAGCAACGCAGGUGAGCGUGCUAGCAACGCAGCAGAGCGUGCUAGCAACGCAGGUGAGCGUGCUAGCAACGCAGCAGAGCGUGCUAGCAACGCAGGUGAGCGUGCUAGCAACGCAGCAGAGCGUGCUAGCAACGCAGCUGAGCGUGCUAGCAACGCAGGUGAGCGUGCUAGCAACGCAGGUGAGCGUGCUAGCAACGCAGGUGAGCGUGCUAGCAACGCAGCAGAGCGUGCUAGCAACGCAGCAGAGCGUGCUAGCAACGCAGCAGAGCGUGCUAGCAACGCAGGUGAGCGUGCUAGCAACGCAGGUGAGCGUGCUAGCAACGCAGGUGAGCGUGCUAGCAACGCAGGUGAGCGUGCUAGCAACGCAGGUGAGCGUGCUAGCAACGCAGGUGAGCGUGCUAGCAACGCAGGUGAGCGUGCUAGCAACGCAGCAGAGCGUGCUAGCAACGCAGGUGAGCGUGCUAGCAACGCAGCAGAGCGUGCUAGCAACGCAGGUGAGCGUGCUAGCAACGCAGCAGAGCGUGCUAGCAACGCAGCAGAGCGUGCUAGCAACGCAGCAGAGCGUGCUAGCAACGCAGCAGAGCGUGCUAGCAACGCAGGUGAGCGUGCUAGCAACGCAGGUGAGCGUGCUAGCAACGCAGGUGAGCGUGCUAGCAACGCAGGUGAGCGUGCUAGCAACGCAGGUGAGCGUGCUAGCAACGCAGCAGAGCGUGCUAGCAACGCAGCAGAGCGUGCUAGCAACGCAGCAGAGCGUGCUAGCAACGCAGCUGAGCGUGCUAGCAACGCAGCAGAGCGUGCUAGCAACGCAGCAGAGCGUGCUAGCAACGCAGCUGAGCGUGCUAGCAACGCAGCAGAGCGUGCUAGCAACGCAGCAGAGCGUGCUAGCAACGCAGCAGAGCGUGCUAGCAACGCAGCAGAGCGUGCUAGCAACGCAGGUGAGCGUGCUAGCAACGCAGGUGAGCGUGCUAGCAACGCAGGUGAGCGUGCUAGCAACGCAGGUGAGCGUGCUAGCAACGCAGGUGAGCGUGCUAGCAACGCAGCUGAGCGUGCUAGCAACGCAGCAGAGCGUGCUAGCAACGCAGCAGAGCGUGCUAGCAACGCAGCAGAGCGUGCUAGCAACGCAGCAGAGCGUGCUAGCAACGCAGCAGAGCGUGCUAGCAACGCAGGUGAGCGUGCUAGCAACGCAGGUGAGCGUGCUAGCAACGCAGGUGAGCGUGCUAGCAACGCAGGUGAGCGUGCUAGCAACGCAGGUGAGCGUGCUAGCAACGCAGGUGAGCGUGCUAGCAACGCAGGUGAGCGUGCUAGCAACGCAGGUGAGCGUGCUAGCAACGCAGGUGAGCGUGCUAGCAACGCAGGUGAGCGUGCUAGCAACGCAGGUGAGCGUGCUAGCAACGCAGGUGAGCGUGCUAGCAACGCAGGUGAGCGUGCUAGCAACGCAGCAGAGCGUGCUAGCAACGCAGCAGAGCGUGCUAGCAACGCAGGUGAGCGUGCUAGCAACGCAGGUGAGCGUGCUAGCAACGCAGGUGAGCGUGCUAGCAACGCAGGUGAGCGUGCUAGCAACGCAGCUGAGCGUGCUAGCAACGCAGCUGAGCGUGCUAGCAACGCAGCAGAGCGUGCUAGCAACGCAGCAGAGCGUGCUAGCAACGCAGCAGAGCGUGCUAGCAACGCAGCAGAGCGUGCUAGCAACGCAGCAGAGCGUGCUAGCAACGCAGGUGAGCGUGCUAGCAACGCAGGUGAGCGUGCUAGCAACGCAGGUGAGCGUGCUAGCAACGCAGGUGAGCGUGCUAGCAACGCAGCAGAGCGUGCUAGCAACGCAGCAGAGCGUGCUAGCAACGCAGCAGAGCGUGCUAGCAACGCAGCAGAGCGUGCUAGCAACGCAGCAGAGCGUGCUAGCAACGCAGCUGAGCGUGCUAGCAACGCAGGUGAGCGUGCUAGCAACGCAGCUGAGCGUGCUAGCAACGCAGCAGAGCGUGCUAGCAACGCAGCAGAGCGUGCUAGCAACGCAGCAGAGCGUGCUAGCAACGCAGCAGAGCGUGCUAGCAACGCAGCAGAGCGUGCUAGCAACGCAGCAGAGCGUGCUAGCAACGCAGCAGAGCGUGCUAGCAACGCAGCAGAGCGUGCUAGCAACGCAGCAGAGCGUGCUAGCAACGCAGCAGAGCGUGCUAGCAACGCAGCAGAGCGUGCUAGCAACGCAGCAGAGCGUGCUAGCAACGCAGCAGAGCGUGCUAGCAACGCAGGUGAGCGUGCUAGCAACGCAGGUGAGCGUGCUAGCAACGCAGGUGAGCGUGCUAGCAACGCAGGUGAGCGUGCUAGCAACGCAGGUGAGCGUGCUAGCAACGCAGGUGAGCGUGCUAGCAACGCAGGUGAGCGUGCUAGCAACGCAGGUGAGCGUGCUAGCAACGCAGGUGAGCGUGCUAGCAACGCAGGUGAGCGUGCUAGCAACGCAGGUGAGCGUGCUAGCAACGCAGGUGAGCGUGCUAGCAACGCAGGUGAGCGUGCUAGCAACGCAGGUGAGCGUGCUAGCAACGCAGGUGAGCGUGCUAGCAACGCAGGUGAGCGUGCUAGCAACGCAGGUGAGCGUGCUAGCAACGCAGGUGAGCGUGCUAGCAACGCAGGUGAGCGUGCUAGCAACGCAGGUGAGCGUGCUAGCAACGCAGGUGAGCGUGCUAGCAACGCAGCAGAGCGUGCUAGCAACGCAGCAGAGCGUGCUAGCAACGCAGCAGAGCGUGCUAGCAACGCAGCAGAGCGUGCUAGCAACGCAGCAGAGCGUGCUAGCAACGCAGCAGAGCGUGCUAGCAACGCAGCAGAGCGUGCUAGCAACGCAGCAGAGCGUGCUAGCAACGCAGGUGAGCGUGCUAGCAACGCAGGUGAGCGUGCUAGCAACGCAGGUGAGCGUGCUAGCAACGCAGGUGAGCGUGCUAGCAACGCAGGUGAGCGUGCUAGCAACGCAGGUGAGCGUGCUAGCAACGCAGGUGAGCGUGCUAGCAACGCAGGUGAGCGUGCUAGCAACGCAGGUGAGCGUGCUAGCAACGCAGGUGAGCGUGCUAGCAACGCAGGUGAGCGUGCUAGCAACGCAGGUGAGCGUGCUAGCAACGCAGGUGAGCGUGCUAGCAACGCAGGUGAGCGUGCUAGCAACGCAGGUGAGCGUGCUAGCAACGCAGGUGAGCGUGCUAGCAACGCAGGUGAGCGUGCUAGCAACGCAGGUGAGCGUGCUAGCAACGCAGCAGAGCGUGCUAGCAACGCAGCAGAGCGUGCUAGCAACGCAGCAGAGCGUGCUAGCAACGCAGCAGAGCGUGCUAGCAACGCAGCAGAGCGUGCUAGCAACGCAGCAGAGCGUGCUAGCAACGCAGCAGAGCGUGCUAGCAACGCAGCAGAGCGUGCUAGCAACGCAGCAGAGCGUGCUAGCAACGCAGCUGAGCGUGCUAGCAACGCAGCUGAGCGUGCUAGCAACGCAGGUGAGCGUGCUAGCAACGCAGCAGAGCGUGCUAGCAACGCAGCAGAGCGUGCUAGCAACGCAGCUGAGCGUGCUAGCAACGCAGCAGAGCGUGCUAGCAACGCAGCAGAGCGUGCUAGCAACGCAGCAGAGCGUGCUAGCAACGCAGCAGAGCGUGCUAGCAACGCAGCAGAGCGUGCUAGCAACGCAGCAGAGCGUGCUAGCAACGCAGCAGAGCGUGCUAGCAACGCAGCAGAGCGUGCUAGCAACGCAGCAGAGCGUGCUAGCAACGCAGCAGAGCGUGCUAGCAACGCAGCAGAGCGUGCUAGCAACGCAGGUGAGCGUGCUAGCAACGCAGGUGAGCGUGCUAGCAACGCAGGUGAGCGUGCUAGCAACGCAGGUGAGCGUGCUAGCAACGCAGCAGAGCGUGCUAGCAACGCAGCAGAGCGUGCUAGCAACGCAGCAGAGCGUGCUAGCAACGCAGCAGAGCGUGCUAGCAACGCAGCAGAGCGUGCUAGCAACGCAGGUGAGCGUGCUAGCAACGCAGGUGAGCGUGCUAGCAACGCAGCAGAGCGUGCUAGCAACGCAGCAGAGCGUGCUAGCAACGCAGCAGAGCGUGCUAGCAACGCAGCAGAGCGUGCUAGCAACGCAGCAGAGCGUGCUAGCAACGCAGCAGAGCGUGCUAGCAACGCAGCAGAGCGUGCUAGCAACGCAGCAGAGCGUGCUAGCAACGCAGCAGAGCGUGCUAGCAACGCAGCAGAGCGUGCUAGCAACGCAGCAGAGCGUGCUAGCAACGCAGCAGAGCGUGCUAGCAACGCAGCAGAGCGUGCUAGCAACGCAGCAGAGCGUGCUAGCAACGCAGGUGAGCGUGCUAGCAACGCAGGUGAGCGUGCUAGCAACGCAGGUGAGCGUGCUAGCAACGCAGGUGAGCGUGCUAGCAACGCAGGUGAGCGUGCUAGCAACGCAGGUGAGCGUGCUAGCAACGCAGGUGAGCGUGCUAGCAACGCAGGUGAGCGUGCUAGCAACGCAGGUGAGCGUGCUAGCAACGCAGGUGAGCGUGCUAGCAACGCAGGUGAGCGUGCUAGCAACGCAGGUGAGCGUGCUAGCAACGCAGGUGAGCGUGCUAGCAACGCAGGUGAGCGUGCUAGCAACGCAGGUGAGCGUGCUAGCAACGCAGGUGAGCGUGCUAGCAACGCAGGUGAGCGUGCUAGCAACGCAGGUGAGCGUGCUAGCAACGCAGCAGAGCGUGCUAGCAACGCAGCAGAGCGUGCUAGCAACGCAGCAGAGCGUGCUAGCAACGCAGCAGAGCGUGCUAGCAACGCAGCAGAGCGUGCUAGCAACGCAGCAGAGCGUGCUAGCAACGCAGCAGAGCGUGCUAGCAACGCAGCAGAGCGUGCUAGCAACGCAGGUGAGCGUGCUAGCAACGCAGGUGAGCGUGCUAGCAACGCAGGUGAGCGUGCUAGCAACGCAGGUGAGCGUGCUAGCAACGCAGGUGAGCGUGCUAGCAACGCAGGUGAGCGUGCUAGCAACGCAGGUGAGCGUGCUAGCAACGCAGGUGAGCGUGCUAGCAACGCAGGUGAGCGUGCUAGCAACGCAGGUGAGCGUGCUAGCAACGCAGGUGAGCGUGCUAGCAACGCAGGUGAGCGUGCUAGCAACGCAGGUGAGCGUGCUAGCAACGCAGGUGAGCGUGCUAGCAACGCAGGUGAGCGUGCUAGCAACGCAGGUGAGCGUGCUAGCAACGCAGCAGAGCGUGCUAGCAACGCAGCAGAGCGUGCUAGCAACGCAGCAGAGCGUGCUAGCAACGCAGCAGAGCGUGCUAGCAACGCAGCAGAGCGUGCUAGCAACGCAGCAGAGCGUGCUAGCAACGCAGCAGAGCGUGCUAGCAACGCAGCAGAGCGUGCUAGCAACGCAGCAGAGCGUGCUAGCAACGCAGCUGAGCGUGCUAGCAACGCAGCUGAGCGUGCUAGCAACGCAGGUGAGCGUGCUAGCAACGCAGCAGAGCGUGCUAGCAACGCAGCUGAGCGUGCUAGCAACGCAGCAGAGCGUGCUAGCAACGCAGCAGAGCGUGCUAGCAACGCAGCAGAGCGUGCUAGCAACGCAGCAGAGCGUGCUAGCAACGCAGCAGAGCGUGCUAGCAACGCAGCAGAGCGUGCUAGCAACGCAGCAGAGCGUGCUAGCAACGCAGCAGAGCGUGCUAGCAACGCAGCAGAGCGUGCUAGCAACGCAGCAGAGCGUGCUAGCAACGCAGCAGAGCGUGCUAGCAACGCAGCAGAGCGUGCUAGCAACGCAGCAGAGCGUGCUAGCAACGCAGCAGAGCGUGCUAGCAACGCAGCAGAGCGUGCUAGCAACGCAGCAGAGCGUGCUAGCAACGCAGCAGAGCGUGCUAGCAACGCAGGUGAGCGUGCUAGCAACGCAGGUGAGCGUGCUAGCAACGCAGGUGAGCGUGCUAGCAACGCAGGUGAGCGUGCUAGCAACGCAGCAGAGCGUGCUAGCAACGCAGCAGAGCGUGCUAGCAACGCAGCAGAGCGUGCUAGCAACGCAGCAGAGCGUGCUAGCAACGCAGCAGAGCGUGCUAGCAACGCAGGUGAGCGUGCUAGCAACGCAGGUGAGCGUGCUAGCAACGCAGCAGAGCGUGCUAGCAACGCAGCAGAGCGUGCUAGCAACGCAGCAGAGCGUGCUAGCAACGCAGCAGAGCGUGCUAGCAACGCAGCAGAGCGUGCUAGCAACGCAGCAGAGCGUGCUAGCAACGCAGCAGAGCGUGCUAGCAACGCAGCAGAGCGUGCUAGCAACGCAGCAGAGCGUGCUAGCAACGCAGCAGAGCGUGCUAGCAACGCAGCAGAGCGUGCUAGCAACGCAGCAGAGCGUGCUAGCAACGCAGCAGAGCGUGCUAGCAACGCAGCAGAGCGUGCUAGCAACGCAGGUGAGCGUGCUAGCAACGCAGGUGAGCGUGCUAGCAACGCAGGUGAGCGUGCUAGCAACGCAGGUGAGCGUGCUAGCAACGCAGGUGAGCGUGCUAGCAACGCAGGUGAGCGUGCUAGCAACGCAGGUGAGCGUGCUAGCAACGCAGGUGAGCGUGCUAGCAACGCAGGUGAGCGUGCUAGCAACGCAGGUGAGCGUGCUAGCAACGCAGGUGAGCGUGCUAGCAACGCAGGUGAGCGUGCUAGCAACGCAGGUGAGCGUGCUAGCAACGCAGGUGAGCGUGCUAGCAACGCAGGUGAGCGUGCUAGCAACGCAGGUGAGCGUGCUAGCAACGCAGGUGAGCGUGCUAGCAACGCAGCAGAGCGUGCUAGCAACGCAGCAGAGCGUGCUAGCAACGCAGCAGAGCGUGCUAGCAACGCAGCAGAGCGUGCUAGCAACGCAGCAGAGCGUGCUAGCAACGCAGCAGAGCGUGCUAGCAACGCAGCAGAGCGUGCUAGCAACGCAGCAGAGCGUGCUAGCAACGCAGCAGAGCGUGCUAGCAACGCAGCAGAGCGUGCUAGCAACGCAGGUGAGCGUGCUAGCAACGCAGGUGAGCGUGCUAGCAACGCAGGUGAGCGUGCUAGCAACGCAGGUGAGCGUGCUAGCAACGCAGGUGAGCGUGCUAGCAACGCAGGUGAGCGUGCUAGCAACGCAGGUGAGCGUGCUAGCAACGCAGGUGAGCGUGCUAGCAACGCAGGUGAGCGUGCUAGCAACGCAGGUGAGCGUGCUAGCAACGCAGGUGAGCGUGCUAGCAACGCAGGUGAGCGUGCUAGCAACGCAGGUGAGCGUGCUAGCAACGCAGGUGAGCGUGCUAGCAACGCAGGUGAGCGUGCUAGCAACGCAGGUGAGCGUGCUAGCAACGCAGCAGAGCGUGCUAGCAACGCAGCAGAGCGUGCUAGCAACGCAGCAGAGCGUGCUAGCAACGCAGCAGAGCGUGCUAGCAACGCAGCAGAGCGUGCUAGCAACGCAGCAGAGCGUGCUAGCAACGCAGCAGAGCGUGCUAGCAACGCAGCAGAGCGUGCUAGCAACGCAGCAGAGCGUGCUAGCAACGCAGCUGAGCGUGCUAGCAACGCAGCUGAGCGUGCUAGCAACGCAGGUGAGCGUGCUAGCAACGCAGCAGAGCGUGCUAGCAACGCAGCUGAGCGUGCUAGCAACGCAGCAGAGCGUGCUAGCAACGCAGCAGAGCGUGCUAGCAACGCAGCAGAGCGUGCUAGCAACGCAGCAGAGCGUGCUAGCAACGCAGCAGAGCGUGCUAGCAACGCAGCAGAGCGUGCUAGCAACGCAGCAGAGCGUGCUAGCAACGCAGCAGAGCGUGCUAGCAACGCAGCAGAGCGUGCUAGCAACGCAGCAGAGCGUGCUAGCAACGCAGCAGAGCGUGCUAGCAACGCAGCUGAGCGUGCUAGCAACGCAGCUGAGCGUGCUAGCAACGCAGGUGAGCGUGCUAGCAACGCAGCAGAGCGUGCUAGCAACGCAGCAGAGCGUGCUAGCAACGCAGCUGAGCGUGCUAGCAACGCAGCAGAGCGUGCUAGCAACGCAGCAGAGCGUGCUAGCAACGCAGCAGAGCGUGCUAGCAACGCAGCAGAGCGUGCUAGCAACGCAGCAGAGCGUGCUAGCAACGCAGCAGAGCGUGCUAGCAACGCAGCAGAGCGUGCUAGCAACGCAGGUGAGCGUGCUAGCAACGCAGGUGAGCGUGCUAGCAACGCAGGUGAGCGUGCUAGCAACGCAGGUGAGCGUGCUAGCAACGCAGGUGAGCGUGCUAGCAACGCAGGUGAGCGUGCUAGCAACGCAGGUGAGCGUGCUAGCAACGCAGGUGAGCGUGCUAGCAACGCAGGUGAGCGUGCUAGCAACGCAGGUGAGCGUGCUAGCAACGCAGGUGAGCGUGCUAGCAACGCAGGUGAGCGUGCUAGCAACGCAGGUGAGCGUGCUAGCAACGCAGGUGAGCGUGCUAGCAACGCAGGUGAGCGUGCUAGCAACGCAGGUGAGCGUGCUAGCAACGCAGGUGAGCGUGCUAGCAACGCAGGUGAGCGUGCUAGCAACGCAGGUGAGCGUGCUAGCAACGCAGCAGAGCGUGCUAGCAACGCAGCAGAGCGUGCUAGCAACGCAGCAGAGCGUGCUAGCAACGCAGCAGAGCGUGCUAGCAACGCAGCAGAGCGUGCUAGCAACGCAGCAGAGCGUGCUAGCAACGCAGCAGAGCGUGCUAGCAACGCAGCUGAGCGUGCUAGCAACGCAGCUGAGCGUGCUAGCAACGCAGGUGAGCGUGCUAGCAACGCAGCAGAGCGUGCUAGCAACGCAGCAGAGCGUGCUAGCAACGCAGCAGAGCGUGCUAGCAACGCAGCAGAGCGUGCUAGCAACGCAGCAGAGCGUGCUAGCAACGCAGCAGAGCGUGCUAGCAACGCAGCAGAGCGUGCUAGCAACGCAGCAGAGCGUGCUAGCAACGCAGGUGAGCGUGCUAGCAACGCAGGUGAGCGUGCUAGCAACGCAGGUGAGCGUGCUAGCAACGCAGGUGAGCGUGCUAGCAACGCAGGUGAGCGUGCUAGCAACGCAGGUGAGCGUGCUAGCAACGCAGGUGAGCGUGCUAGCAACGCAGGUGAGCGUGCUAGCAACGCAGGUGAGCGUGCUAGCAACGCAGGUGAGCGUGCUAGCAACGCAGGUGAGCGUGCUAGCAACGCAGGUGAGCGUGCUAGCAACGCAGGUGAGCGUGCUAGCAACGCAGGUGAGCGUGCUAGCAACGCAGGUGAGCGUGCUAGCAACGCAGGUGAGCGUGCUAGCAACGCAGGUGAGCGUGCUAGCAACGCAGCAGAGCGUGCUAGCAACGCAGCAGAGCGUGCUAGCAACGCAGCAGAGCGUGCUAGCAACGCAGCAGAGCGUGCUAGCAACGCAGCAGAGCGUGCUAGCAACGCAGCAGAGCGUGCUAGCAACGCAGCAGAGCGUGCUAGCAACGCAGGUGAGCGUGCUAGCAACGCAGGUGAGCGUGCUAGCAACGCAGGUGAGCGUGCUAGCAACGCAGGUGAGCGUGCUAGCAACGCAGGUGAGCGUGCUAGCAACGCAGGUGAGCGUGCUAGCAACGCAGGUGAGCGUGCUAGCAACGCAGGUGAGCGUGCUAGCAACGCAGGUGAGCGUGCUAGCAACGCAGGUGAGCGUGCUAGCAACGCAGGUGAGCGUGCUAGCAACGCAGGUGAGCGUGCUAGCAACGCAGGUGAGCGUGCUAGCAACGCAGGUGAGCGUGCUAGCAACGCAGCAGAGCGUGCUAGCAACGCAGCAGAGCGUGCUAGCAACGCAGCAGAGCGUGCUAGCAACGCAGCAGAGCGUGCUAGCAACGCAGCAGAGCGUGCUAGCAACGCAGCAGAGCGUGCUAGCAACGCAGCAGAGCGUGCUAGCAACGCAGCAGAGCGUGCUAGCAACGCAGCAGAGCGUGCUAGCAACGCAGCAGAGCGUGCUAGCAACGCAGCAGAGCGUGCUAGCAACGCAGGUGAGCGUGCUAGCAACGCAGGUGAGCGUGCUAGCAACGCAGGUGAGCGUGCUAGCAACGCAGGUGAGCGUGCUAGCAACGCAGGUGAGCGUGCUAGCAACGCAGGUGAGCGUGCUAGCAACGCAGGUGAGCGUGCUAGCAACGCAGGUGAGCGUGCUAGCAACGCAGGUGAGCGUGCUAGCAACGCAGGUGAGCGUGCUAGCAACGCAGGUGAGCGUGCUAGCAACGCAGGUGAGCGUGCUAGCAACGCAGGUGAGCGUGCUAGCAACGCAGGUGAGCGUGCUAGCAACGCAGGUGAGCGUGCUAGCAACGCAGGUGAGCGUGCUAGCAACGCAGGUGAGCGUGCUAGCAACGCAGGUGAGCGUGCUAGCAACGCAGGUGAGCGUGCUAGCAACGCAGGUGAGCGUGCUAGCAACGCAGCAGAGCGUGCUAGCAACGCAGCAGAGCGUGCUAGCAACGCAGCAGAGCGUGCUAGCAACGCAGCAGAGCGUGCUAGCAACGCAGCAGAGCGUGCUAGCAACGCAGCAGAGCGUGCUAGCAACGCAGCAGAGCGUGCUAGCAACGCAGCAGAGCGUGCUAGCAACGCAGCAGAGCGUGCUAGCAACGCAGCUGAGCGUGCUAGCAACGCAGGUGAGCGUGCUAGCAACGCAGCAGAGCGUGCUAGCAACGCAGCAGAGCGUGCUAGCAACGCAGCUGAGCGUGCUAGCAACGCAGCAGAGCGUGCUAGCAACGCAGCAGAGCGUGCUAGCAACGCAGCAGAGCGUGCUAGCAACGCAGCAGAGCGUGCUAGCAACGCAGCAGAGCGUGCUAGCAACGCAGCAGAGCGUGCUAGCAACGCAGCAGAGCGUGCUAGCAACGCAGCAGAGCGUGCUAGCAACGCAGCAGAGCGUGCUAGCAACGCAGCAGAGCGUGCUAGCAACGCAGGUGAGCGUGCUAGCAACGCAGGUGAGCGUGCUAGCAACGCAGGUGAGCGUGCUAGCAACGCAGGUGAGCGUGCUAGCAACGCAGCAGAGCGUGCUAGCAACGCAGCAGAGCGUGCUAGCAACGCAGCAGAGCGUGCUAGCAACGCAGGUGAGCGUGCUAGCAACGCAGGUGAGCGUGCUAGCAACGCAGGUGAGCGUGCUAGCAACGCAGGUGAGCGUGCUAGCAACGCAGGUGAGCGUGCUAGCAACGCAG
Molecule: messenger RNA, 13471 nt
Organism: Closterium sp. Yama58-4
Lineage: Eukaryota; Viridiplantae; Streptophyta; Zygnematophyceae; Desmidiales; Closteriaceae
Source: the annotation of a GenBank genome assembly